ACUUCACAUCACCAAAUAACAAAUGUUUUCUUUUUCAUGUGCUUCGUUAAAUUAGUAUUUUUUCAUUUAAUGAAUUGAACAAAACUGUCAGUAAUUGAAAAUGAGUUCAAUAAUUAAUAAAGAUAAAGAUGUGGCACAGAUGCAAAUUCGUUUUAUCACAAAACAGGAGAAGUACACUGUGCCAAAUUAUCCUUUAUCCGUUCCAACGACAAUUGUCGGCAGUGAUUUGAAUGCUUUAGUAAAUGAACUUUUGAAAGAGUCGGAUCUAAUAACGCAAGAAAUAGAAUUCGAUUUUCUUAUUUCUUCCGAAUUUUUGCGAACACCUCUUAUUGAACACAUUGGAGAACGAGGCAUUUCUACCGAGCAGGUAGUGGAGAUUGAAUACGUGGAAAGACAUCCUCCACCGGAACCUCAAGAUUGUUUUAUUCACGAUGACUGGGUUUCUGCCGUUGCCGUAUCUCACAAUUGGAUCCUGACCGGAUGUUAUGAUAAUACAGUUCAUAUCUGGACAACAAAGGGGAAACAUAAUCUUGUCAUUCCUGGUCAUACUUCUCCAAUUAAAGCCGUUGCAUGGAUUACUGUCAACGAUAAAAAUGCUUCUUUUGUGAGUGCUUCGCAGGACCAAACGGCCAUAAUUUGGGAUUGGAAUAUAACGAGCAAUUCUGUCGACUGUGUUCAUAUCUGUAAGGGCCAUGAGAGAGGAUUAGAGGCUGUGGGAGUAAAUGAAACUGGGGUUUUAAUGGCAACCGGAUCCUGGGAUACAAUGCUUAAAAUUUGGUCAACAACUGCUGGCGAUGAUGAAGAUGAAAAUGACCAUGAUAAUAAUGAUGAAGAUGGUAAAAUUGCUGCCAAAAGAUCGAAAAGAGACCAUGGAAAAAUAAGGAUUCCAAAGAGAACAAUGAAGGGGCACAAAGAGGCUCUGAGUGGCGUUGUCUGGACAGAUAAACAUGAAAUUGUUACUUCCUCUUGGGAUCACACUUUAAGAAUUUGGGAUUCAGAGCUCGGAGGAAUUAAGCAAGAAAUUCCAGGAAGUAAAAGUUUCUUUGACGUCGAUUACUCUCACCUUUCUCGAGCUCUUAUAACUGCAUCUGCUGAUAGACACAUUCGUUUAUUUGAUCCCAGAUCGAAUGAGGGAUCAAUUGUUAAAGCAACUUUCUCUUCUCACACACAAUGGGUCCAGUCAGUUCGAUGGUCUACGACAGAUGAAUACUUGUUUUUAUCUGGAGCAUACGAUAACAAUGUUAAACUGUGGGAUUCAAGAAGUCCGAAGGCGUCACUGUUUGACCUUUUGGGUCAUGAAGACAAAGUUCUAGCAUGUAAUUGGUCCAAUCCUAAAUUAAUGGUUUCUGGAGGAGCUGACAAUACAGUUAGAAUAUUCAAGACAAAGAGUUCUAAAUGAUGAGGGGAUAAAAAAUUUUUAUAAUAAAUUAAACUUUUAUUGUGUCCAGUAAAUUAUAGCGUCUGAUAUACAAAGGUAAUAAAAACAUUUUUUAAACUGA
Leptopilina heterotoma is the source of this 1499-nucleotide messenger RNA. Its product is annotated as ribosome biogenesis protein WDR12 homolog. Gene Ontology annotation, molecular function: protein binding. Lineage: Eukaryota; Metazoa; Arthropoda; Insecta; Hymenoptera; Figitidae. The transcript has 9 exons. Gene Ontology annotation, cellular component: preribosome, large subunit precursor. Gene Ontology annotation, biological process: ribosome biogenesis. The coding region runs from base 101 to 1399 and encodes 432 amino acids. The record is from RefSeq and is a predicted model, not a curated record.